This is a messenger RNA of Scutellospora calospora, 275 nucleotides long. The record is from the annotation of a GenBank genome assembly. NCBI's taxonomy places the organism in Eukaryota, Fungi, Glomeromycota, Glomeromycetes, Diversisporales, Gigasporaceae.
AAGAAUUUAAUGAAUUUGAAGAAGAGAUUGAUGAGCUUGGAGAAUCUGAUGAAUCUGAAGACAUUGACAACGUUGAUGAAUUUGAUGAAAAAUUAAAAACAAUCAGAGAAUUUAGAGAGGCUGAUAUGAUGAUUCCUGAAUUAUCAAUAGCUCUGCAUGAACACAAUGAUGUCAUAUAUACAAGUAAAUUUAUUAAUACGAGAGAAAUUUCACAACGAGUUAGUUCAGAGAAUGGCUUACUUAACAUAGCAGGUAUUCAUACUAUUUUAUGUUAG